This is a messenger RNA of Pterocles gutturalis (yellow-throated sandgrouse), 2739 nucleotides long. RefSeq names its product HYDIN, axonemal central pair apparatus protein (gene HYDIN). Lineage: Eukaryota; Metazoa; Chordata; Aves; Pterocliformes; Pteroclidae. The coding region runs from base 1 to 2739 and encodes 912 amino acids. The transcript has 20 exons. The record is from RefSeq and is a predicted model, not a curated record. Gene Ontology annotation, biological process: cilium movement; axonemal central apparatus assembly. Gene Ontology annotation, cellular component: axoneme.
AUGGCCACUGGCGAGAUUCGUGGGUCCAUGGGGUCCUCCAGACUGGCUCCAAAGUACCAGCGUGAUGUGAUGGCACCUUGUAAUCCAAAGCUCGUCAAAGAGGCAGAGGAGCCUGUAACUCUGACUCCCUCUGCCUUUCUGAAGGAGAUGGCUCUGACCAGCAAGCAGAGGCUGGCCAGCACGAAGGAGAUGAGGCAGCCCCAGAUUAUCCAGCUUCUAGACAUGAGUGAAGCCUCCCAUCAAAAGUUCUCAGCAGUUGACCUGGACCAGAGCUUGUUUCAGCCUUUCCCGUCAGAGGUGGUAUUUCAGAGAUACGUCCCCUUCGAGGUCUACGAAGUGCCACUGACUCUGAGGAACAUCGACAAGGUUCCUCGGCUGGUGAAGGUCGUCUUGGAGAGCUCACCGUAUUUCAAGUUGAUCAGCCCCAGUGAUGUGUGCUGUAAGGUAGCACCUGGCAUGUCUUUAACUUUCCACAUCGUUUUCAGGCCUGUGGAGAACAAGGAUUACUUCCACAAGGUCACUUGCAUCACAGAAAGGGAAAAGUUUCUUGUGCCGAUCCGAACGAUAGGUGCCCGAGCUAUCCUGGACUUCCCUGACGAGGUGAACUUCUCCGUCUGUCCGGUCAAGUACAGCACCGAGAAAACUCUGUUCAUUCACAACAUCGGUAAUCGGGAGGCCCGCUACUGCAUCAGCACUGAGAGCCCUUUCUCUGUCGAUCGCUCUGUUGGGACUCUCGGGAUUGGUGACGCCAUGCAAGUGACGGUGGAGUUUCACCCGCUGAAGACCGGGGAUCAUUCCAGCUCCCUGAUAGUUCGCUAUGACACAGGUGAAGAUAUUCACGUAAGCCUUUACGGAGCAGCUGUAGAGACCAACAUUGGGCUGGACAGGAACUUCUUGACGGUUGCGAAGACUUACCUCACACUGUCGAGCUACGGGUCCGUGUUCAUCCACAAUCGGAGUAACAUCAGAGCCCAGUUCCAGUGGAAGACUUUUGUUACUCAGGAAGAAGAGGAUCAGCAGAAGGAGAGGCUGUGUCGCAGGCUGCAGAAGCAGGAAGAGGACAAGACGGAUCAGCUUCUCCAGGAGUAUGGUGUGGACCCCGUUCUCCGACAACACCUUCCCCUGCUCCAGCUCACCUUCCAGAACCAGAGAGCAAGGGUGCAAGAAGACCCCAUGCUUUUCUCUGAUGAUAUCUUCACCAUUGAGCCAGUGGAGGGAGAAAUCUGGCCAAAUACUUCACUUGAAUUUAUUGUGACCUUUAAACCUCGAGAAGCCAGAGUCUAUGAACAAACAGCCUACUGCAGCAUCUCAGGCCAAGAGAGCCGGCUGCCGCUGCACAUCAAAGGGGAAGGCACAGGGCCCUGCCUCUGCUUCAGCUUCAACCGCCUGGACAUGGGGGAUGUUUUUCUGGGACUGGACUAUGACUAUAAGACGGCCCUGAUUAACAAAGGACCCAUUGAUGCUUCCUUCAGCUUGAUCCCUUCAGCUACAGCUCCAGGCUUCUGCUUCACCUUUUCCCCCCAGGAGGGCAUCAUUUUGCCAAAUGGGCACCAAGUCAUCAAGAUUUCCUUCAAUUCCACUAUCCUGGGGCAGUUCAUGGAAGAGUUCCUGUUCUAUGUGCAGGGAUGCCCUGAUCCUGUGACCUUCACUGUCAGUGGCCGUGUCGUCGGACCGACUUUUCAUUUCAAUGUACCUUCCCUCCACUUCGGUGACGUCUCCUUUGGCUUUCCCCACACCUUGACGUGUCGCAUCAGUAACACCUCCUUGGUGCCCAUGACCUACAACCUUCGCGUUCCUGGGGACGGCUCAGGAGAGCCCAGCGUUACCAGUUUUGUUCAGAUAUCAGACAGCACUCGCCCAUCCUGGAGAAAGGGAGCUCAAGGUCACGUCAAACCAACCGAAUUUACCAUCACGCCUCGCAGAGGGACCAUCCGCGCCCUGUCAUGGAUGGAUAUUGAGGUCACCCUAUGUUCCAACACGCUGAAGAGGUACGAACUGGAGCUGGUGGUGGACGUGGACGGUGUUGGUGAGGAGCAGUUGGUGUUGCCCCUCACAGCCAGAUGCGUAGUUCCUCCGCUGCGAGUGCUGAACCCCGUCGUGACGUUUGGACGGUGUUUUCUAAAAUUCCCCUAUCAGCAGCUGCUGACCAUUGUGAACGACAGCAAUCUUCAAGGCUGCUACGGGCUUCUUCCUCAGGUUUGUCUUUGCUCCAGCUCCGUGCCCUGUGGGAUCAUCCAGCCUCACAGCUCAGUGCAGGUCCCGCUGACCCUGGAAGCCCAGGUGACGGGAGAGCAGGACACUGUUGCUCAUGUCGCGGUAUUUGGGAGUGACAAAUUCCCACUGCAAAUCCAUUUAGUGAGCACUGGAGAAGGACCAGUAGUCUACGUGCAGCCGAGUAAGAUAGAUUUUGGCAGGAUCCAAGUUCUACAGGAUGCUUCCCAAACUCUGCACCUCUCCAAUCAGACCGUCAUCCCUGCACCCUUCUGGGCAGAGAUGGCUCAGUUUCGCUCACGCUGGAGGAUAGAACCCAGUAGAGGAGUGAUCCCCCCUGAGACCGAAGUGUCUGUGGCUGUCAUAGCAAACUUGAACGACACCGACAGAUUCAAGGACAAGGUGAAGGUGUUCAUAGAGAACAGCCAUACCUGCGUCAUCCCCGUCCGGGCUGUCGGCAUUGGCACCACCAUUGUCACCGACAAACCCUUUGCUCCAGAGCUCAACUUGGGAACCCACUUCAGGUAG